Dromaius novaehollandiae (emu) is the source of this 2975-nucleotide messenger RNA. It is a transcript of the gene SYNDIG1, whose product is annotated as synapse differentiation inducing 1. The record is from RefSeq and is a predicted model, not a curated record. Bases 501 to 1358 code for a protein of 285 amino acids. Gene Ontology annotation, biological process: positive regulation of synapse assembly; synaptic vesicle clustering. Gene Ontology annotation, cellular component: excitatory synapse; synaptic vesicle membrane; postsynaptic density membrane. The transcript is spliced from 6 exons. Lineage: Eukaryota; Metazoa; Chordata; Aves; Casuariiformes; Dromaiidae.
CGCAGCCCCGCCGGCCGCGCGCCCUGCCCGGCUCCCCCGGGCUCCCCCCGGCUCCCCCCGGCCCCUCUGCCCCCCGGCUGCCCCCGCCGCCGGGAUGCUGCCGGGCGCCGCGCCCAGGCGCUGAGCCGCCGCCGGAGUCGGACCGCUCCUGCAGCCCCCGGAGGGCGCAUCGCGCUGCGGUCACCUUGCAGGGAGGAAGUACUUUGGGAAGAUUUAAUCUCAUGUUAAGGAUUUGGCCUUAGAGGAUCAAAUAUGAAACUCUUUGAAGUCAGGAGCAUUUCUGUGAUUUGGAUCAGGCAUAGAAACAAGAUCCUGAGCUCACUGUUGAUAUGACAGAUACAUCCAUACUUCAAAAAGCAGGUUUCAUGAGAGCAAAACUGGUGUCCUGGUGAGAAGUUAUUUUGGCCAGAAGAAAAUGGGAGACUCUGCUCCAGUGUGACCCGUUUCUAAGGUGCAACAAAUAAAGACCACCCAUCCCAUUCCCUCAGACACCUCCCAGUAUGGAUGGUUUGGUUGAACAGAACAGUGUGCUAAUGCACAAUAAGAUAGCUGAAGCCGGGAAAAGGAAUGGUUUAAUUAAUACGAGGAACUUAGUGGCAGAGAGUCGAGAUGGUCUGGUCUCUGUGUACCCAACUCCCCAGUACCAAGGCCACCGAGUGAGGAGCCUUUCCUCGCAGAGCUGCCUGGAGAAUGGCAGGAAUGACCCCGUGCAACAGCUUCUGGAUCCCAACAUGCUGCAGCAGACCGUGGAGUCUCACUACCGGCCCAACAUCAUCCUCUACUCAGAGAACAUGCUGCGCUCAUGGGGGGAGAGCAUCAGCUCUGAGUGCUGUGAAACUACCUUCAUCGAAGACCGCUCCCCCACCAAAGACAGCUUGGAGUACCCAGAUGGCAAAUUUAUUGACCUCUCAGCAGAUGACAUCAAGAUUCACACCCUCUCCUAUGAUGUGGAGGAAGAAGAGGAUUUCCAGGAACUAGAGAGUGAUUACUCAAGUGACACUGAGAGCGAAGACAAUUUCCUGAUGAUGCCGCCAAGAGAUCAUCUCGGCCUCACUGUGUUCUCCAUGCUCUGCUGCUUCUGGCCACUGGGAAUUGCUGCUUUUUACCUAUCUCAUGAGGACCCAGAGGCAAAUCCUGACUUCACCCUUCUCCCACCCGCAUCUUUAGGAAAGGCUCUGGAGUCCUUUUCCUCAGUGAAAACAAACAAAGCAGUAGCCAAGGGGGACUUCCACCAUGCAAGCUCCAGCUCCCGGCGAGCACUCUUCCUAGCUGUGCUGUCCAUCACAAUCGGAACUGGCAUCUACGUUGGGGUGGCCGUGGCUCUCAUUGCCUAUCUAUCCAAAAACAACCAUUUAUGAGCCUCAGGAAAGGGGAGAACCAGCCACCUGGAACCACACUACAGAAUUCCCCAGCAGAUCAGACUGCAUGGUUUUCCAAAACAAUUAAGAGACAAACAAACACCUCCUGGGGGCAGGUACUGGAUAAGAUGGUCUUGUGCAUUAUUGUAGGGUGGGAAGGUAGGCUGAGGUGAGGAUAGUUCCACUGUUUUUGAUACACAAGUCUUGCUUCUCUUCAUGAACACCUCUACAAGAAUGAAGAAAAGGAAGGAAGGAAGGAAGGAAAAGAAAGAAAGAAAGAGGAAGAAAGGAAGAAAGAGAAAAAAAUAAUUUGAGCUUGAGGGGGAUGGGGUGUUUGGCUUUGCUUUGUUUGCAAUAUGGUGUUUACAAUAAGUUGGCAUCCUAGCUGUUCUCUGAAUACCUUAUCAGUGACCUGAACUUUACAGCCAGCAUGAGCUUGUGCUUAGUUUGCUUCUUAAGCACGGCACCAAGAUCUGGAAAAGCAUGGACAGUGGCUCAUUCUCUGAAAGACCAGUAUAACAAUAGCAGGAAGCAUAUAUUUUCUUUUUUGUUGUUUUUUUUGAAUGCAGGACUCAUUUGCCUAAGGGUGAAGCAGAGAUGUCAACAUAGAAUGUUAUUGCCUACUCUUCUUGUGUUGGUAGGUUUCCGUGGAAGCAGAAAAGGAAAUGAAAAAUAUUUUUGUUUCCUUUCCUUGUUUUUGUAUUAAAAUGUGAUCCACAGGCCCACCCAGUGCAGAAUAGCUGGGGUUACUGCAUGACUUGGCUCCGCAGACUGAGUGUGAGGUCAAAGUAGCAUGGGAUCUGUUGUGAAAUGAAUUCCUCCAUCUAGUCACACCGUGAUAAUGGCACAUCCUGUGGCACGUUGCUCAUUUGGGUUGUUCCACCUUACUGUGGAGACCUGCGCAGAAGUAAAUACAAGAAACCUAGAAGAAAAAAGUGCAAACUGAAAUACUAAUGAAUUUAAAAUUUAAAAUCAUGGAAAAGCAUGGGAAUUAACCAGGCGAAGGAAUGUUUCCUACAUUUUGAAGUACUGCUCAGACACAGAGCAGUGAAUGAGAUCACUCAGAUUACAAGCUCACAGCUCAUCCAUGGACCAGGGACCCUCAGCAUAGCCGUGGAGGGAUAACACGUGACAUUAUCUUGCUGUGCUGCCCCAUAAUGGUAUAUUGUAAGGGAGUUGAACAUUGUUCUUAUUUCACCAACUGCAAUGACGCAUUUAUUUUCUUCUUUACUCCUUCACCACAGUCACCCCUUUUAUUUUGUUGUCUUCCGGAUCUAUUAUUUCAUCCCACCAAGGAUUUAUCAGAAGAUACAUAUGUAUGUAUAUACAUAUAGAGAGAGGAAAAAAACCUGAUCAAAACAAUAAGGAUUUUAUUAUUCAUUACCUCGUGUUUUAUCAAUAUAAUUUCUUUACCCAAGAAUGUGAUCAAAGGCCUUUUGUUCCAACUCUGUAUUUUGUGUCUGUCUUGCUCUGGGACAAAUUUUUUUCUUCUGUUUUGGGACUGGUGUUGUUUUGAUUUUUGUUUUGAAUUUUUUUUUUAGGGGGGAGGAUUAGCACAUCCAAAACUAUUUUUCUGCUAGUUAUACAGUUUAUUAAAACACAUGGUAUACAACUGCU